UUCGGGCGCGUCGAAGGGGGCCGAGAUUGGCCGAAGCCGGGCGAACACGGACGAAUAGUCGGCUCGAAUCGCGCUGCCGCGAUGCAUCGGUUCGAACGCGCGCACGGGCUGGCUGUCUCGCUUGUCUCCCUAGUGCGUCGUUCGAGGUUUGUCCCUUCUCGUUUCUCUAUUAUUGCAACUCGUGACGGGCAGCGAUUUUUCGAAAAUACACGCGCGCCACUGCGACACACCAUCGAUAUCGGUGUAAUUUCAUCAUAGUUUUCGAUUGACGUUACGACGUUACGAAGAAUGUUCGAACAUUUUCUAUAAGUACAAGUGGUGACUCGAUGAACUCGUUGCCCGCGUGACACUUGAAUGUGAUCGUCGACGCGCGCGCGUUAUCCAUUGCCGACACGCGGUUUGAUUGUCGCUUGUGACAGGUUCCCAUUAUGCUCGCUCGACAUUCGGAAUUGUGUGCAACAUUUUGAUACAAACGUUUGUCUAUGUAGUUCGCGUAAUCAUCUCGUCGAGGGCGCGACGGAAGAGAAAAACGCACGGAAUACGGAAGGUGUGAUGUAUGUGCCAAUUGACAACUAACCUUUACGCGAGUGCACGCGUGUGCCGCGUGGCUAUCCACGAUCUGAAGUUUUCGCGGUUAUACGAAGCAUCCGGUUAUUUGUGGCACGAGGAACUUCCUAGAGGAGAAGAAGCUAAUAAAAUAUCGAUCAGUUGACAAAGUGAAAAACGCUUCUCCGAUCAGGCCCGUUAUGGAUUCCUAUCCGAUGGGGGCACUAUGCAGACCGAGGAAAUCGUGUCUCGCACACAAUCUACUGGUAUAGACGGCGGCCCCACAGACAGCGCCUCUUUGCAGCAUCAUCUGCAUCACACGUCGCACAUAAAGUGUCCGUUGCCACCUCUGCUCCACAUGGCGGUGAAGCAGGAGCCACAGGAGGAGGAGGAACGAAGUCGUGACACGAAUGCGUUGAGUCCGCAAGUAGACGCAGACAUCUCGCCGACGUCCGUCGAUGGGAAACUCGGACACGAAACGGGCCAUCAUCAUCAUCAGAUCCAAGAGCUUGAGGAAACUCCGGGGCAGACCGUUGCCGAUCUGAAUAAUCGAGGAAGGCCGAGCCGUGGGCGCAGGAAGUCGCGAUGGAAGCUCAAGUUCCACCACCAAGCGUUGCCACCGGAGUAUCUGGACCACUACGAGGCAUCCCUCGCCCAGGAGGCACUGAACUCGUCGCCGACCCGAGUGACGGAGCCGACGGUGGCCAGCCCAGCGCCAACCAGCUCCACCUCGACGCCAAGCCCCAUAGCCGACGUGCACGGUUGGUUGCAGCGGAUCGCGGCGAUGCAGCAGGAGCUCUGCCCUCAGAUCCCGUCCGGCCAGUGCUCGACCAUGGCGCCCAACAACGCGCCGAGUCAAGCGUCGGUCUCGAGGAGAUCCGUCAUCACGUCCACCUCCUCUCACGCGCACAACAACACCAUAACCACCACCGCCCACCACCACAACAAUCACAAUCAACAGCAGCAACAAUCCCCUUCGCAAGCGUGCCAAGCCAGGCCGCCCAUGAAAUACUCGGAUCUCCCUUACAUGGGCGAGAUCACGUUGGACAACAGCAAGCCGAGGCGGGGGAGGAAGCCGAAGAAGGCGGAUAUCUGUCACUUGAUAUACAAGAAUUACGGGACCAUACUGCCCGGAACCCCUGGCCACGAGGAGAGAAGGCUCUCCCCGAGGGGGGAGAAGGCGGUUGGCGAUUGCCGAGAGAGGAUCUCCCCGCACGCGAUUCCGUUCCAGAGGUCCGACGUGCAGAACAGGAUCAGCAGCUUGUUGGAGAAACGAUUGACGCAGGAGUCGCGGCGCACUUUCGACGUGGUGGAGAAUUCGAGGGAGCAGGACGAGCCUUUGAACCUGUGCAUCAGGGAUCUGAAUCAAUUGAAGAUCAGAUUGUUGAGGAAGCACGGGAACGUGUACGAGUCUGGACAGGUUAAGAGCGAGACGUCGAGCGACGGGGAAGAAGUCGAGUGUAUAGGAUCCACUUUUCCCACUGAAUCGAGUUAUCGUCCGUUGUUGGAUCCGUUGGUUGUUCGUAACAGCGGGAAUCACAACGUGAAUCACAACAACAAUAUAAUCGAUCCCAUGCUCGCCACUAAUCCGGGAUUCGUGUACUGGCCCAACGCUGGCGUGUUUAUCCACCCGAUGGCGCUGCAGUCGCAGCUACUCUACUACCAAAAGAUGGCGCAGAACGACAAGACGUGCUACCCGAGAGCGAGUUUGGAACAAGGGCCGAAAGAGCAGAGGAUCGUUCCUAAAUCGAUAUACUCUAUGAUGGAGGCGAAGAGCCCGCCUCUCGUUCCCGCGCCACCCGCCACCGUCCAACCGUUGACACCCGUCCAAACGGCCCCCCCGGUCCAACCCCCGCUCUCCCCCAGGCCGAAGAGGAACGCGCCGCCCGUUGCCCAAGCGCAAGGAGGACAGCCGACCAAGAGGAAACGGUCCGCCAUAUUCAUACCGCCUAUGCCCACGGAGAACAACAACAAUCCCGCGACAGAGGUGAGCAUAUGCAAAUUCAAGUUCACAGGUGGGGCGAAACCUAGCCUCCAAGAGAAGAAGAGCCUGUCCGUCGAUUCUGGGGGCAACUUCAGGUAUUACAGCGGAACGGGGGACAAGAGUAUGCGAGGAUACGAGUUCUUCCCACGCGAAGCUCUUCAACAGUCCGCCGGCCAGUCGGCCUCCUCGACGGGCGCCUUCCUCAACGCAGCCGGGGAAAGGAUUCAACCGCCCCCCUGCCAGAGGAGCGGGGGCAACAACCAGGAGGAGGGUCGUCGCAAGAGGAAGACGCGAAAGUCGUUGCAGAGGGAGAAAUUGGAGCAAACGUUCAAGGAGAAGGGGUUCCUGAUCCAGACGCAGCAGCUGGAAUCCGCGGAGGGCGCCACCUAUUGCAAGUUUAGACAACUUAGAAAAUUCACCAGAUAUCUGUUCAGAAGUUGGAAGGACUAUCUGCCGGGGAACGUGCGCGAGUUGACCGGGGCAAUGGACAACGAGAUCGGGGACGGAGACGCGGAGAGCGACACGAACGUGUUACCGUCCCCUGUUCCGAAUAUGGUGGACGUGCCGUCAGCCUUCGUCGACGAGCACCGCGCCCUGCCUCUCACGUGAGAGACGGCCACGAGGCGAGCGGUCGGUUCAACGUUAACUUCAGCCACGGUUCUCGGGGCCAAGAUCAGGGAAAUCGCUGAUGAAUCGCUCGCGUUGCUUCGAUCGAGGGAGCAACGUGAGGUGGGGAUGGAGAGGAGGCAAGUCGAUGUAAGUUUUCAAGGACGUAAAGAUUUUUGAUAAAGAAGGAUUGUGCUCGCGAGAUGGACGAUCGGGAAAUUUGUUUGAAUUAGGAAGUUUCAAGUUUUGAGAUUAGAUCAAUUGUUUAUCAUUGGAAAUGGAUUUCAAGAGAAUUAUGUUAUUGUGAAAAGAGGAAAUGUAUCUCUCUUUUUCAGAAAGAAUUUUCCACGAUGAAAUAUAUAAAAGAUUGUAAAAAUUGCGACUGACAAUGGGAAUUAGGAUAGGAAACGAUAGAUUCAGCUAAUAGGUUAAACGUGAAAGACAAUUGCUUAACUUUCACUUUGUACUCAAUGAUUAAUAAUAGGUAACUGUUAAUGUCAUAACGUUUAAGUAUCGAAACUUUAUAACACCUUAAAAAUGCAUAAAUGGUAUACGCACAUUUUUUUACAGAGUAAAGAGUGGAUUUUUUUCUUAAAUUUUCAAUUCAUAUUUUCUUUCUUGAAUUUGUUUAUUUAAAAAAUUAUUAGUUUUUUUUAAAUUUUAUUAAGAAUUGAUACAUUACGAAGCAGAUUGUUGAUUUGUUAUCAGGAAUGGAAACAUUUUUUUUUUUUUAAUAAAAAUAUAUUUCCACGAUUUUAUUUAAACCAAUAUAAAGAUUUUUAAAUUAUCAUCUAUUAAUAUUAUAUUAUCUUUUGAGCUUGUAUUGACUGUUAACCGAGCAAAAAAUUAAUUAAAAUUCGAAAAAAAUACAAUAACGAUGUUGACCAGUUGCUAUGACAUCAUAUUAUAUCUAUUAUUAUAGAUAAUCGACAUAAUCUGUGUAGUAUUUACUGGUCCUUGAAUAUCAAAAAAAAAAAAAAAAAAAAAAAAUGUGAAGAAAAAUUAUAAUAUCGACGAUUAUAAUUCAUAAUGAACUAAAAAACAUACGAUGUUAAUUGAUCUUUACUUACAUAAAUAAGUGAUAUAUAAGUCUGUGAUAUGUAGUAGUUCAUUUCAUAAUUGAUAAAAAAACACACACAAAAAACACUGAUCAUUCGUUUUAAUAUUCUUAAAAAUAUCCAAUUCAAAAACUAUCUAAUGAAAAAGAUAUAAAAACAUCGAUUGAAAUUCAUUUGUCGAAAACUUUAAACGAAUUUAAUUUUAGGUUAGAAAUGCCCCCUAUGAUCAAAUCACGUUUACAUCAAGCCAAUCGAUUAAAUUUCAAUCGAAUAAAAAUAAAAUUUCGAUCGUUUACGAGUCAAAGUUGUCUCGAUCUAACGAGAAAAGUUAUGCAGAUCACCAAUUUUCAUAAAUGGAUUUAAUAUCAACAAUCUAUCACUUCCAUUUCAUUACCAUCUAAUAAAAACAUCAUCAUCGCACGACUUAUAAAUAAAUACGUAUUAUUUCGUGAAUCAAAUGAACGAACGUACAACUAUUAACAUAACCUUAUAACAAUGCGCGAUUGAUCGAUCGUUUCACUAGAAGAAUGAGAGAAAAGAAAGGAACGUAUAUCGGUGAGAGAGCGGGAAAGAGAAUCGUAAAUGCUACCGCGAGCGAGGAUACGAAGAACAGAUGGCGUUCGUGUAUCGUCACGGUUAUAAUAAUAAUGUAAAUUCGAUCGUAGCUCCGUGCCAAAGAUGGGAGACUGGAAUGUAAAUAGCGCUGAAAGGACGUGUUUGUCGUAGUUAACCAAAGAGCGUGGUUUCGCCGAUUAGAAGCGGAUGCGAGUAAGGUAAUCUUCGUGUGUUAAGAAACAAGAGGCGUGACGCGAUAAAUUCAGCUUUCUAGGCGGCCUGCACGGGACGAGGCGAGACUUUCGUCGGCUUUCGAUUUUGCAAUGCAUUUCGUGCGCACCUAGAUGAGAACAGAGAAUGAGAACGAAAAAAGAAUUGAAAGAUUCUUCUUUGAGAGAGGAGAGAGAGAAAGAGAAAAGAGAAGAGAAAGGAAUAAAUAGAAACGGGAAAGUCCCGUAUAAUUAUACGAUUAUCAUGAUUAUUUUUUAAUCGUAAUCUAUUUAAUAACGCCUAACGAAAUCUAGUCUUAUUUAUACUCUUUGUUAAAUCAAAAGCCGUGUUUUUUUCUUUUUUAUUAUUAUUAUUAUACGCACAGCGAUUUAUUUAUGUAUGUAUAUAAUUCUACACAAUUUGUGUCGGCGCGUGGCGUACAUCGGAGUGCAAGGAAUGGAGAGAAAUGUGUGGAACUGUUGGCGAGAAUAAAAUUGAAAUUGUGAUUGUAAAACGAUGGCGAUGGCUAGCUGACGUUCGAUGAAUUUAGGAAAUGUUAGAAUUGGGAAACGAUCCGUACCUGAGGCUUGUGGCGCCCUCCUUCGAUUUUUCGCUUUCGAAUCGUCCUUUAUUCGAGAACUUUGUAAAUGGUUCAGGUUUUAGAGACGCGCACGCGCCGACGAGUCUCCAUUGUUGGAGGAGAAAUUGCGCUCAAAAUGGCGAUGAUUAACGGUGGAACGAGGAAAUGUGCAACAGGAACCGUCCUAUAAUCUGUAAUCCUGUUAUUAUUAUCCUGUGCAGCGACACGUUAAACCAUUUUGUACGUAUUGCCAAUUGUAAAGAGAUCAAUUCUUAUAGUCUGUAAUAAUAAAAAGUAAUUGUUACUUAUAUUAACGUUA
Molecule: messenger RNA, 5858 nt
Organism: Apis mellifera (honey bee)
Lineage: Eukaryota; Metazoa; Arthropoda; Insecta; Hymenoptera; Apidae
Exons: 4
Coding region: 773-3139 (788 amino acids)
Source: RefSeq, a predicted model, not a curated record